AUGGCGAACCUCGUGGCGGGGGGCGUCAAGUCUCUGGGAGAGAUGAUCGCGGGGGACGAGUCCGCCACCGAGCAGGUCGCGCAGGCCUGGGGCUGCAUGGACACUCUGAACCCGCACAGUCGGCUCGAGAAGCCCACGCGCUUCGAAUCAGACCCGCCUGGUUGCUAUCGUCUCCGAGACAUGCCACUGAGAGACAUCGACAACGUGGUAAAAGUGAAGCACGUCGUGGAUUGGAUCAAGAUUGGAACGGAGUGCCAGGAGCUUCCCGACACAAGUGCUGUGGACAUGGUCGACAUCAUGCGCCGCGGCGACUACGCGCCCUUGCCGUCUCCGUUCAAGCCGAAGAAGGACACGGGAGAGCUGGCGUUCACAAUGCAGAUCUACGUUCUGCCCACCGACCCUGAUGGGGUGCAGUCUGUGCUGAAGUAUAUCAAGUUCGACGACAGUAUUCGCGUGGACUUGGUGAAAGAUGUGUUCAUCGUGGGCACGCCGCUGACGAUCCACUGGGGCCGCACUUCUGACACGAAGAAGGUUCGCAAGUUGUUCCACUUCAUGAUGGGCCGCCUUGGGGGCGUGCAGUGCCGAUACUUCGUGCAGCCGUCCGUGAAGAAGGCAGCUGAAGCGGGCACUUACGACAGGAUUGCUCGAACGGCUGUUUACGCCUUCAUUCGCGAUCAUGGACCACGGAGCAAUGCCCAGAACCAAUUCGUCGAGUGGACGGAUGAUCAGAUCCACCUCGAGAGCAGUCCGAUCUUCGGGUGGACGCCUGGGGAUGUCAAGGACCAGGCGGCUAAACGGACGCGCGGCGUAGAGCGCGUCCCCUUCGCGCUGGGCGCAGACCUGAUCGAGAGCUUGCGGAAGUACGCCAACGGCACCGUGGGCGCGCGGACGUUGAUGUCGUGGUGCCACACUUUGAGGCAGUUCCAUCCGACGAUCCUGAACAACAUCAUUGCCCCCGCACUGCGCACUCACGAUGUACAUUCGAUCAUGUGGAUCGGGGAGACUCGCGUCGGGAAGUCGUCCGCUUCUAAGACGACCUGCUUCGCCAUCUCGGCUUGCCAGAUCGACAAGCACGGCCGCUCUGACCUGAAGCCGAGCGUCGUCACCUCCAAGAGGAUUGAUUUCUUUCGCCUCGAGCCAGGGAGCCUCUUCAAGCCCGCGAUUGCCGACGACACGGUGAUGUCGAAGUGGGGCACAGACGACGUCAAGGCGUUCCACGACCCGGCCGAAGAGGACGCCUUGCUCUGGGCUCGAUGGGGCGGCGCGCAGUUCAUGAUGAACCAGGCGCGGCAAUCCUGCGCGAACGCCCACGACAAGGAUUUUGAGGCCCGCGUCCAGCCCGUUCGGCCUGGAGCCGAGGCAAUCUCCUUUGACGAUUUCGUCCGCAUUAUCCAGGCGAACUUUCCCCGCGACGCGCGGGGGUCGUUCGAGAUGGCAGACGCGGAGGCGUACCUUGCGAGGAGCCACGUUGUCCUCCUGUCGGACAAGCGCAUUUACUUCCGCCUGGCUUCCACGGACAAGGAGUCGGUGCCGUUUUUUGCCUGGCCGAACCCAGCCCAGCCCGACCUGUUCGUGCCCGACAGCAGAGACACCAUGAAGAAGUACAAGAAGGACCAGACGUACAAGCCGCCUAACUUCGAGAUCGACUUCAAGUGGGGCCAGGCAUUCAUGCGGAGGCUUGCAAGAGGCGAGGCAGUGCAGCCAGCCGUCACAGUGCGAGGCCCAACGCUGUUCGACGCCCAGGCGCCAGACCGCUUCUUCUACCCUCCGAUGGGCGAGGGAGCGGAGGCGCCGACGCGCGCGGCCCCUCCCCCUCUGAUGGGCGAGUGCACAGAUGCGCCGCCGCGCGCGGCCCUUCCGCGCGGCGGCUGCCCAGUGGACUCACAGGACAAGGUCGACAGGGACCGCGAGAUGGCCAAGUACCUGGGCGGUUUGGCGAGGGCGCACGACCGCGAGAGCAUCGACCUCUUGAGCCCUCCCAAGAAGGCCGCGAAGAGCUUCAUAAGCUUUUUGCGUCUUGUCCUCGAGUCAUUCGACUUUAUCGAGGCCGCGGCAGCGUUGGGGAUCAUGUCAGAGCAAGCGGAAGCGGAGGCGGGCAUGCCCGCCCCCGCGCGACCAGGGGCGGCCUCGGACAGCGGUAAUCUUCGCCCCGUCAAGUUGGAGCGAGGCGUCUUCGCCAAACUGGCGCCCUCGGGCGGCCCGCCGCUGAUCAUCGAUGACAGCGACGAAGAGGCGCCCCAUGGCACGGGCGACGGCCUCUUCGGUGCAGGUUUCAAGAACUGUUGCAUGGUCGACGCCCUGAACGCCCUCGGAUUCAACGUUCCGCACGCCCAGGAUGGGCCGUUCAGCAUCAACGAUGCCGAGGCCAUGAUCGCUGGAGACGGGUGCGUGAUCGCCCGUGCGUCCAUCCGCGGAGCUUGCGCCGUGCCCACAGGCCGCUACAUCGCAUCGUACGGCUCUGCGCCUGGGGUGACGGGGCACGCCGUGGCCGUUCUCGUCUUCCUCGGAGGAUUCAUCGUGUUCGACGGUGAUGUGCGCGCCUGCCACACGGGCCACGUCUCGUGGCAUAUCAUGCCUGAGGGCGUGCGUGCCGAGGAAUGCAAUUGGCGGCAGGUUCGGGGUGCCUGA
This is a messenger RNA of Prorocentrum cordatum, 2628 nucleotides long. The record is from the annotation of a GenBank genome assembly. Lineage: Eukaryota; Dinophyceae; Prorocentrales; Prorocentraceae.